AUGACACCAGAGGGAAUGGUGAACCUGACCGCGGUGGUAUCGAUAUCAUUCGCCUUCCUGGAGCAUCAAGAGCUCACGGAACAAGAAGCCAGGGUGCUUCAAUUUGAUCAGAUGAUCACCAGUGCCCGGUCAGUACUGCGCCGGUGCGGACGACCACCCUUUUUGCGCUCCCUGUGGACGCUUUGGUGGCAGCUUUCGCAAGCACUCCAUUCUAUGGAGCAGGUGCUCUGGCCUGGCCAGCCACCGGACACUCCAUUGAACCUGGACCUCCCGGUCGAGCCCCGUCCACUUUCGGACUUGCUGCUCGAUGAGUUCGACAAUGCGGCACCUACACGAGCCCUCGAGGCCUUCCAGCUGUGGUUUCACCAACACUACGAUGCUACCUUGCACAGCGAACUGGAUCAGACGUUGAGCGAUGCCGCCUUGAUCUUUCGCACGAUCGAAGGCAUGCUGAUGCUCAAACAGCGAUGCAGGACCCUGCAGCUGGCGUCUGCAGCAACGUCCUCACCACCUUCGACCGAUGCUCCAGCGGCGGCCUCUUCUCCAGCCGCAUUUCCGAUCAACCUUCGGAAUCCAGACGGUGGUGAACACCUUACCUGGUGCGACAACGAACCAUCCACUUUGGCGCUUCUGGAUGCUCAAACAGUUCAACAAACCCCAGAUGAAGCAGCCUCGGAGCCACCGACACCAUUUGUGCCAGUCCCAUCACUUGGAUUGGGCAGCGGGUUGUCCACACCUCUGCGAAGUGAUGCACAGGGCCUAUCAACACAUGAAAUCGCAGUGGCUCACAUGGCGGCGCCACCUCCAAAUGCUGCUUUGGCAGCACCAGCUUCCCCAAGAGGUCCAGGAGUUUUGCGUGAUGUAAAGCCUGGCAUGUCCAACGUUGAAGUUGCCGAACCUGGAAGUCCUUCCAAGAAAGCUCGUGUCAGUAAGAUGUCUGACAUGGAGUAUGAGCAUGAGGAUGACCAGAACCUCACCACGCUUUCAGAUGCGGAUGUUGAUCAGCUGGAGCUCUACGACCACGAGCUUCAAGACAAAUGGGAAGAUUGGGACUUAGGCGACUCGGAGUUGGACGGUCUCAUGCCGCAGCUUAUUUUCCCAUUCUCGCAACAUGAGCCUGUGCUUUCCCCUGCACAUAUGGCAGAGAUCGACUCCAUUGCUGAGCAGGAGACUCUUCGGCUUGUUCGAAUGGGUGUUUUGCUUCCCAUCGAUUCCACUGACCCAUCCAAGACCAAGAAGCUUUCCGCGCGUUUGUCAUUACAUGUCAUUACAUGGAGGUCCAAGACAAUGGACGGCAGAGCAUGUUGGCUCAGGAGAGCACGUUUUGUGGCAAGGGAAUACAGCUGGUUAACUCCAGAUCGGCGAGAUUUGUUUUCUCCCGCUUCCAGUAGCUGCACGAGUAAACUCCUUCCUUCCUUGUAUUUGUAUUUGCUGAACAAGCAUCCACAACAGAAUUUUGUUCUGGCUUCCAUGGACAUUGGCGAUGCCUUCCUUUGCGUCGACCAAGUUGAUCCAGUGAUUGUAACUUGUGAAGGCCUCAGCUAUGCACUUGGGAAGGUGCUACCUGGUCAGAGAGAUGGCAGCCAGCUUUGGUAUGAACACGUGCACAAAACUUCCGUGCAGGUGAUGUCAUCCGUGGGUGAUUCCAUCGAAUUCCUCAAAAGGACUCAUGUGCUUGUUGAACCAGGCACGAUCCACAUCCAGCGCAACUCACGUCACUUUGACAAGUUGUUUGAAAUCACAGGUGUGAAGGUCUCUAUGCACGCCAAGAAGACACCGUGUCAUGACUUGAUGAAUGAGCCAGACAAAACCAAUGAACUGGAUCCUGCAAAGGCAUCCUUGUACCGAAGUGCAAUUGGAGUUCUGAUGUAUUUGUCGUCAGACUUGAUUGAGUGUGCUUACACAAUCAGAAGACUUGCCCAAUACAUGGCAAAGCCUACACAGCGAAGUUGGGUGCUCUUGCGGUUGAAGCUGUCAUUGGACAACACGGCCGCUCGCCACAUUCUCCAAAGGUCAGGCGUUGGAAGAGUCAGACAUCUUUCAUGCCGUUUGCUGUGGAUUCAACAGCAUGCGAAAGACAAGAGACUUGAAACUGCAUCGAUCCCAACCAAGAAGAACACAGCAGAUCUUGCCACGAAGAAGCUCAGCAGAGAUCGUAUGGAGUACCUCAUGCGCAUGGUCGGAAUCUAUAAUGAGUCCACCAAUGAGCUCGUUGGGACUGAUGUCCACAUGCGUGAUCAGCAGGGUGAGAGCGUCUCUCAGGUCUUGCGUUUGAUGAUUCAAAGUUCAGGAGAGCUUCCCACUCACAAGUCCGUCAUGUCCGCAAAGAGGGUUCAGGAACAGUUGGAGUCUUCGCUUGAACGCAUUCGACAGCUGGAGACCCAAGUCCGUGCCGUCAGCACUUCACUUGCUGCAGUAACCGAUGCGUUGGAUAGAAUCCCAGACCCAGAGGCUGAAACAGCUGGAGAACGAGAGCUGCGGUAUUUGAGAAGCCCCAUGGAAGAAUGCUCAGACCCAGAACUUUGGACCCAAUUCCAUGGCCACAACGUGAGUUCACAUGACUCUGACAGUGAUUUUGAAGAAGGAGUCCGAGAGACAGUUGUCACAGUUUCUGAUCCAGUGCUGUACUACAGUCUUAUUUCUGAGCAAAGACGUCCUGAAGGAUCCAGUGCAGCGGCUGACAUUGAAAGGUCCCCAGAGGAAAUGCAGGAAGCUCGUGAUAGAGCUCAAGAAGCUAUUUGCGAACGCGUUGAACAAGCAGCCGCAGUUGGAAAUGGUGCAGCAGUUGAUCCUGAGAGCAAUGAGCCGGCUAGUUUCAACAAUCACUCCUUUUGCCUUUCCUUACAGAUGGUUGCAAGUGCCACAAAGAAUGUGGCAAUUGCAAAGGAUCUUGGUCCAGAUGAAGCUGCGAGUGACCCAGAGAGCGUUCAGAAGGAAAAGGAGGCUGAGGAUGCAAGUGUGCUGGAAGGUUUAUCAGAAGAAAAGACUGAUGGCGUUGGCGAAAAUUCUCAAGAAGUUGUUGGCGAGGAUUCUCCAAUUUUCACUGAUGUUCUUCAAGAUGACACGUUGGAAAUUCGAAGUGAUUCAUCAAGUGGCCGUCAGUGGCUCCAACGCUCUGGAGUCGGAAGGAUGAAGCAUUAUGACACGAGAUUGCUAUGGAUGCAAGCUGAAAUCAAGCAAGGGCUUAUCCACAUUUUGCCACUUGGUACGGUGAAGAAUUUGAGCGAUCUAAACACUAAGUGUUUGACCGCAAAGCGCAGAAAGUAUCUGCUCUAUUUGAUUGGUUGCGUUGAAUUCAAGGAUGGAGAGUAUUCCCGAAUUGGCGAGGCAGAAUUUCAUGAAGCACUGGUUGAAGAACAGAUGAAGAAGCGCAUUUCCCGUGUGAAAAGCUGUACUGGUGGAAACAAAUUCCAAAAUUUGAUGUAUGCUUUCAUCAUUUCACAGAUGGGUACUUCCGUUACUGGUUAUGAAGAUUCAGUGUGUGCUCUGACUGCUCAAACGGGCGACUGGCGGAAGAAAGUCCAAUGGGAUUGGCUCUCCGAUCCUAAGGAAUCCACCCCAAUGAAAGAAUACAUUCGGGCCAGCUCAGCUUCUCUGAGAGACAUCCAAAAGCUCACAGUGGCCCAAUGCAAUGUAACCAAGGAGUUAGCCAAUGCAGCCGGCCAGCAACUUGUCCUCCAGCGAGAGACAAACCAGUUGCUCAACCAAAUUUCCCCAGUGGCACUGCCAGACCCGACUCCUGAUCAGUCGGCGCCGCUCAUCAUUGUCGACACGCAGACCAAUCAAAGUCGGAGCGUGUCGCCAGGAGGCUACACUCGUGAUCAAACCAUGGGGAUCAAUGCCACCUUCGUACUCUAUCCGCAGAGAUCGGGGUCAACAGACCUUAUGGCUUCGGUCCAUGAUAUGUAUCCAGACCUCGUGAAAGAUGACGAUUCAGAAGAUCGGGGGAUUCCACUUCCAGCCAACAUUGACUAUCCUUUGGAUCUCGCACUUGAUUUGGACCAUGACACUGAUGCCUUCUUUGAACAACUCAGAGCCGAGAGUGAGCCUCUUGAACCACCCAGCGUCGAUCUCAGUGCUGAACCAUCCAGGAAACCCGAACCUCCGUUUACUGAGGAAGAUCGCAGACGGCUCAAUAAUGUAAUGUCAACCCCUGUCCAGACCUCCAACUUAGUGCUCCCGUGGGAAUUGCCUGGAAUGGAUCUGAUUUUUGGGGAACAUGAUAGCUCUAUCCCAGUACUUGUUUUGGAAGCAGUGCCAGAGCUGCCCACUUGCGAAGCUGAUCGUGUCAUGCCAGCAGCAGUCCAGGUUCGUGCCACCCCAGCCAUCAGAAGCUCUUUUCAAGACAGUGUAGAUUUCAACCUGACCAUGACUGACAGUGAGAUCGACAUCAUGCGUUGGACACGUGCUCUUGAAAAGUGGUAUGUGAUUUUCACUUCUGGCCCUGAAGCCUGGCCUGCUGGCUAUAACAUUGACGAGCUCAGAGAGGCUGAUAAGCUUCAGUCCUUGCGAAUGAUUUUUGGAAACAAGAGCCCUCCAACAGUCAACAAGAGGGCUGAAUCCAUCAUCAGGUAUUUGAAGUGGUACAAGGACAACCGUUUCUCGACAUGUCCUUUUCCUUUGUUAGCUUUGGACAUUGAGGAAUAUUUCAGCCAACUCAGCAAGUCGGACGCCGCCCCCUCAAGCUUUUAUAGUUUCUCCGAGGCGGUCGGGUUUUGUGAACACGUAGUGGGCAUUCACUUCCCUGUCGAACACAACCCAUUUCUGCCUCGAAAGUCAAAGGGGCUGAUGGAGAUCGCUGACUCCAAGAGAAAAGAGAAGGAGCAGGCCCGAGUCCUCACAGUAGAGGAGGUCAAGACCUUAGAGGAGAUCCUAGAUGAUGAGAAGUUCAGCAUCACAGACCGUUAUGCUGCAGGUUGCUUUUUUGUUUUGCCUCUACUCUCGCAGUUCGCAAGGAUUGCGGAGUCCGUCAGCCGUCCCUUGAACACCAUUAGGUUUGAAGCCCUCUUGCCAGCACCCAGGGCUUCUGGAGAAUUGGUAGGCACACCCUUGGAUGUUGCUCCCACAUUGGACCCGGUCACCAAGGAAGAGCUUUUGCCAACCAUCCUUGCACACAGUUCCGUCAGCUUUCACUUGCUCCCUCUUAGUGUCUCCGUCCUGCAACGACGGACACCUAAGGCAGCCAAGAAACAUCAGAACCAUCAGCGUUCGAGAAGCCUUGUAGCCACCAAAGGUAGCCUGAAAGGAGGCGGGCGCCCCAACAAAGGCCAAGCCAAGUCAGGCAAAAAGUCCAAAGGCGGGGGGCCCAAUGUCCCUAAGGCCUUGAUUGGGAAAGCUUUGGAGACCCCGUCCGGCGAACGCCUUCGCUGGGCAUACAACCUUGGUGGUUGUGAUCUAGUUGGAGACAUUGUGAGUUUUCGCAAAGACAACAAUACAGGAGGUCGCACCAAAUGGAGCGUGGCAUCCAGGGUGAUUGGCCACGAGGGAGAAAGAGACAUUUGGGUUUUGUGCGAGAACACCCCUGUACUUGUGUCAGCCCACAAUCUCCGACCAGCGAGCGAUGCAGAGGCUCUUGCACGCUCAAUUCUCCAAGGACCAAUUCCCGAAGAAGAAACCCCCGACCAGCUCGUUGACAUUCCAUAUCCAGAACACAUGGAAGUGGAAGAUGAUGAAGAAGACGUAGAAGAGGAAGAAGAAGAAGAAGAAGAAGUGUCAAGAGCUGAGCCUAGCGACAGAAGACUGCCAACCAGACGAGAGAAUCCAAUCAGAAGAGUUCGAAGAAGGACAGAUGGAGGAGUGUCGACCACAAGCGGUGGCGAUAGUCCGGCUGCCUCCGUCGUGGCAGCUCCCAACGCUGAAAUCUCGGCGAGAGCGGAAUCUCCGAUCGAGCCUGCGUCAGCCUCAGGACAACCAUCUGCGUGGCCAAACCCACGCGAUCCGCUUGAUGACCCCCCAGUUCCACUGAGGAUGCACUUCGAAGCGCAGUGGACUCGGGAGAGCCAAGCGAACACAGGAAUCGUUGGAAUGGUGAUGGAGAAAGGUCCAACACCGAUGGGACCAAGAUCUCGCUUUGUAUCAUUCAUGUCAUCCAGGUUCGAGGAAGGACUUCAAGAACAAGAAGCCGAGCCUGAGAAAGCUGCUGAAAAGACUUUGAACUUCGAGAGAGAGACUCCAGAGAUGAGAGCUCUGAUCUUGGAAGCAAGAGGCAAGGAAUGGGCCAAGUACAUUAAGUACAGUGCCGCUGUCCCAUUGCCGCCCGGUGAAGGGGGGGCGUUGAUCGCUCAGGGACACGCAGUGAUCCCGUCCAAGUGGGUGGACGUGGAUAAAUCGUACCAUGCCCAGUGCCGAGAUGAUCGCAUUAAGUCGAGGCAGGUCAGCUGCGGCAACUUUGAGGUCCAGGCAGGGUUGCGCACCGACGCCCCAACGUGGGAUGCGGAGACACACCACCUCAUAGCUGCGUUUGCGGCGUGUCACCAGGUGGAGUGUCGCUCAGCCGACAUAACGUCGGCGUACUUUCAAGCCGCUGCGCUUGACAGGGUCAUUGUAAUGAGAAUGUGGCGAGGUGGCCUCCCUGACCUCGAAGAUGGUAGCCCCCUUUUGAUCAGAGUACCCGUCUGCGGGUUGUGCGAUUCGGGACGUGGAUUUUGGAAACGGCUACACCGCGAAGCACGUGACUGUGGCUUCAGUCCGUCGCGAGUGUUUCAGGCCUUCUACUAUUUGAAUGUUCCCGUGGAAUCCCCUGAAAGACAGAAGAAAGAGGAUCAGAAGGAAGGGAAAGAAGAGAAAACCCAUGCUGAAUUGAAGACAGUGGCAGUGUUGACCACGCAUGUGGACGAUCUUCUUUAUGCAUACUUGCCUGAAGGAAAGGAGUACAUGGAUCGUUUGUUGUCACGUUUUGAUGUAGGAACUCAGGAGACUGGAAGCUUCAGGUAUUGCGGUAAGCAAUUCAAUAGCACUCCUGCAGGAAUCACAAUCGAUGUUGACGACAACAGUCGCAAGGUGAAACCUGUGAGAAUUGACCAAGGACGACCAAACACUGACUUGCUGACUCCUGGAGAGAUCAGCCAACUCAGGUCAGUGGUGGGCUCGCUGUCGUGGAUUGCACGACAGGGGAGGCCCGAUAUCCUUUACCUUGUUUCCAAGCUGCAGUCAGAGAUAAAAGGAGCGACAGUCCAGACUGCGCGAGAUGCCAACAAGUGCGUUGAGAUGACCCUUGCUGGUUUGGAUCAUGUGAAACUUCGGUUCCCGUACCAUCACAUGGACUGGAACACGAUGGGCGUGUUGAGUAUCUCGGACGCAUCUUUUGCGAAUGAAGGCGGAAUGCGCUCGCAACAGGGCAGAUGCCAUUUCCUGUGCCCAGUCAAGCAACUGAAGGACAAGCGCCUUGAGAUCGACAUGCGAGCCAUGCGCCAGUCAUUGAGAGAUGAGGACGAUCGAGAGACAUACCUCGUUUAUCCUGAUGGAGGGGCAACUUGGGACCAAACCGCCAAGACCAAAGGUGAGGUGGAGGUCGAACUGCAACUGCAUCUGAUUGAAAGCAACUCGGUAAAGGCCUGCCAUCUCGCGGAGGGACCGCCGGUGUACGCUGAGGAGAUUUUUGCUCGCGUGGGCUUACAAGAUACAUUUGCUGAAAAGCUUCUGGAUGAUGGUUGGACUGUUCCGCUGUUUGCGGUUUCUGCUUCCUCUCUUGAAAGAUUUGAAAAUGAAAUUGAUGGCCUGUUGGGGGAUGUGGCAGGUAUCACCACACCUAUUCAGCGUUCAGCGUUGAAAUUGGCCUGGCAAGAAUGUCAGCCUCAAUCCACAUCAGCAUCUAGCACCUCCCGUUUGGAGCAACCUACAGAGCCUAGUUCAUCGGCUACAAGAUCCUCAUGGACUGAAAGCUUCGCCCCCAAACUGACCGCCUCUACAGUGGCUGAACUUAAGAAUGCAUUUCGCAAAGCAUAUCCCAGCGAGAUCCUGGUUGCCGACAACACUCCCAGCUUGCGUUUGCUUUCUUUGGUUUAUCGUAUGAAACAAACCAAUGACUUCAAAUGGGUGCCAUGGAAAUAUCGCUUGACUCAACAGAAAGCUGAGGAGAUCACAAGCAAAAGUGCCAGAACUCCGAAAGUUGAACAUGUCCAACUCCACUCCCUUAUUUUGGAUCAACCGCCUGAACUGAAUAUUGAGAAUGGAUCACUUGGAUUGAUGGCUGUUCGCCAGAUGUUUGAUGUUUACAGCAUUGCAAUGGCUAUGGCCGAUAUUGCCCAUCUUGGUACUUUGAAGCUGUAUUAUCUCAAAUUCAUGAACCUGAUGAGCACCCGCCUUGACCCUGAAACAGGUCUACGCAAUCCUACAAUCACUGAAGCCCAGGCCGCUGAUCGAGUGCUCAUGCAGUUGGUCUUUGACCUGGUCAAUGAACGAGGUUGGAAUGUUGACGACAGCUUGUAUGAAAUCACCAAUGUGAGAGCUGAGAUUCAUACUUUGUUGCAGGCACGUCCUCGCCUACCCAAACAAAAUAUGUCGCAGAAUAAUCCAGGCAAUCAAGGCAAGAGUUCGGGUCGAGGCCCUCGCAAUGCGCCCUACGACAAAGGUGGCGCCAAAGGUAAACAGAAAGGCAAAGGAAAGACACGUUGGAUCAGUGAAGCACUUAUCAAUGGAGUCCGCAAACAGCUGUGCAUGCGCUUCCAAACAGGUUCCAAUUUCAGUGCCAUCCUCAAAUGCAUCACAGACCUGCUUCCUUUGAAGGCCUACUUGGAUGAAUUCCUUUUUGCGCAAGGCGUGUCACCUUGUUGGGACAUUUCGGCGGACCAACCGAUGAACCUUUGGAUUGCUUUUCGAUUGACAUCAAAUCAGCCCAUAAACGCAUUGCUGUGGCAGCAGAAGACCGAGGCUUUCUAG
Messenger RNA from Cladocopium goreaui, 8877 nucleotides. The record is from the annotation of a GenBank genome assembly. Lineage: Eukaryota; Dinophyceae; Suessiales; Symbiodiniaceae.